AUGGCCCUGGGGCAAGGAGGCGGCUCCAGCCAGGUCUGCGCAGCCGACAUCAUCUCCACCGUCGAGUUCAACCACACCGGAGAGCUGCUGGCCACAGGCGACAAGGGUGGCCGGGUGGUCAUCUUCCAGCGGGAGCCAGAGAGUAAGAACGCACCGCACAGCCAGGGCGAGUAUGAUGUCUACAGCACCUUCCAGAGCCACGAGCCCGAGUUCGACUAUCUCAAGAGCCUGGAGAUAGAGGAGAAAAUCAACAAGAUCAAAUGGCUCCCGCAGCAGAACGCGGCCCACGCCCUGCUGUCCACCAACGGUGAGGGCUCCCGGGCCUGGCGCGCCCGGGCCCUGGCUUCGGCCCCGCAGCUGUGAGGCGCGGGCCUGCCUGACUCCGGCUGCCUGCAGGUGCCCGUGCUGAAGCCCAUGGACCUGAUGGUGGAGGUGAGCCCGCGCAGGGUCUUCGCCAACGGCCACACCUACCACAUCAACUCCAUCUCGGUCAACAGCGACUGCGAGACGUACAUGUCGGCCGAUGACCUCCGCAUCAACCUGUGGCAUCUGGCCGUCACCGACAGGAGCUUCAGUAUCCUCCGUGGCCGCCUGGCGCUGCCCCCUCCGUGGGCACCCUGCCCGCGGAGCGUGAGGCUGGGCCGUGAGCAGCCGGGCACCAAAGCCAGGGGCCUGCCGCGUCCAGGGCCGUGUCCGCACCGCCCAGCGGCCGGGCCACGCUCCCCUCCCUCCCCCCGGUGCUCGGCUCCGCCACGCUCUUCAGCCGUGGACCUUGGGUGUGGGUGUAGCCUCUGCCUGGUUUCCUGGGCUGUCGGGCGGGGGCAAUCGCGGUGCCAGCCUGGCCCUUUCGCGGGGACUCGGAGAGCCGUGGGGGAGUCGGCGCAGCGCGGGCCCGGGGACAGCCCCGACACCGCGCCGACGCCGGGCCCGCGGGCUCCCGGCCACGCCGGGCAUCUGGUCUCAGGUUUGGCGCCCGAAUGCCCGGUGGCGUGGGGCGAGCCCGUGGAAGCGGCUGACCGGCCCGUUCCUGUCUUCGCAGUCUUUGAGGAGCCCGAGGACCCCAGUAACCGCUCCUUCUUCUCGGAGAUCAUCUCCUCCGUGUCGGACGUCAAGUUCAGCCACAGUGGCCGGUACAUGCUCACCCGGGAUUACCUCACGGUCAAGGUCUGGGACCUGAACAUGGAGGCGCGGCCCAUAGAAACCUACCAGUCAGAGCUGCGAGACCUCGGCGGGGCGGGUCUACCUGUGACGGCCUCCUGUUCUCGGACAGGUGCCCGGGCGGGCGUCAUCAUGACCGGCGCCUACAACAACUUCUUCCGCAUGUUCGACCGCAACACCAAGAGGGACGUGACGCUGGAGGCCUCCCGGGAGAGCAGCAAGCCCCGGGCCGUGCUCAAGCCACGCCGUGUGUGCGUGGGCAGCAAGCGCCGGAGGGACGACAUCAGCGUGGACAGCCUGGACUUCACCAAGAAGAUCCUGCACACGGCCUGGCACCCGGCCGAGAACAUCAUCGCCAUCGCGGCCACCAACAACCUGUACAUCUUCCAGGACAAGGUGAACUCCGAGAUGCACUAGGCGUCCAGCCCGCGGCUCCCCGGCCGGGCGCAGGACGGCCUGGCCGCGAGGAUGGCUGGGGGCGCGGCCCCCCCACCGAAGGAUCCCGGGCCGCAGAGCCGGAACUGGACGCCACUGUCGACCUUGAGUUCAGGGGUCUCUUCUUCCUCCGCUUGACCGGUGGUCUCCACCGCCUGGCUAGGGUGGUGGCCGUGCGCCGGUGGCCGCUCUCCUGGGGACCGGACGGUGGGCUCAUGUCCCGCCUGCGCCCCUUUGGGGCUCGCGGGCAGCCGGCUGGGGGUCCUGCGGCCGUCGAGGGAACCGACCCCACUCCCGUGCCGAGGCCCUCGGGGCGCGAGCCGACUCGUGCUGAGAACCUAGGGGAGCAGGCCCUCGUGGGGUGCUGCCGACGUGGUCAGGCCCUCGUGGGGUGCUGCCGACGUGGUCCGACACCCCAGGUCCUUAAGCGGGUGGGAGGACGCGGUGAAGUCUGUGUGCCUGUCACUCUGACCAUUCCCCUCCGUGCUGGACGUUCGCUGGUGCCAGGGCCCAGCCCCCUGGGCACAUGGACCUGAGCCCGCGCCUGCCCCGCCGGGCUCUCCCGGGACCUCAGGCCGACCCCGAGAUUGCUCUGCGCCCUCAUCGUGGCCCGCGAGGCCGGUGUCUGUCUGCCCCUCCACAGCACCAAGCGCUGCCCGCGCCAGGCCGUCCAUGCCGGGAUGAGCGGGAGGCUCCUUCGUCCCCACGGUGUCCACGCGAAGCCGCGGCCCGAAGGGAGAUGCCCCGCCAUGGCGCGGCCACGGGCUGGGCAGGCAGGAACCCUCCGGUCUGCCUCAGGUGCUUUCCACACGCCACGCUGGUGGUGCUUACGAAGGCGACGCUCUCGCCCGGGAGGGUCCGGAAGCAUCUCAUCUGCUGAAGCAGGACAGGUGGCCUGUGAUGAGGGAGAACCAGACCCAGAUGGAGAAGGCCUGCCGACUCCUUGCCUGGCCGGUGGCUUCAGGAAGUGCCCUUGCCUCACCCCACCUGUGCGCCCUGCGCCUCCCGGGGCACCGAACUGCCUCCACGAGAAAGUUGCAUGUUAUUGCCAUUUUCAGAUACAUUUCUUUCAUGACUGCAGGACCCCAGAGGACACUUCCCUGAGGACUACAGAGAAGGUCGUUGUCCACAUUAGUCCCUCCCCCGCUGUCAGACCUGACCGCCACAGCCACGCCCACAGUCAUGUCCACGCAGCCACGCCCACCGCAGCCACGCCCACACAGCCAUGCCCACGCAGCCAUGCCCACGCAGCAAGCCCACCACCACACCCACCCUUUGCCCCUGGAAUUGCAGCACAACCACGUGGCUUUGCAUUUUGAUUCAGCAAACAGAGUGCAGAGGCCCUGACAGAAUCCAACCUUUUUUACAAGUGUGACCUAACCCAGGAAACAGGCCCACCCAAGACUUUCCUCCACAGAUAACCAUAUACUUUUGUGUGUGUAAAAGCACAAAGCAUGUGCCCUCACUUCCGGCCAUACAAUAUUCACACGAGGAAAUGGGUCCAUUGAUUUUUUUUUAAUAUGUGAAUGAAGAAUGUUCGUUUACACAUCGUUGUAGAAUCCAGGUGACCUGGACAGUAUUAUAUGUCCAUAUCUACUCUAAUUAAACGUAACCAUCACGGGAUUGGAUUCCUUUCUUUCCGCUGUGUAAAGACGCUCAAGAAGGUGGUGGAUUGUCUAGAAACCUUGUGGCGCCGAGAUCCGCCUGGAGGGCCUCGGCGGCCGUCCGGGGAUGCUUGGCCCCCCCGGGCCCCCGGAGGCCAGCGCAGAGGGGAGGCGUGUCUGCAGCUCAAGUUUACUGUUCAGCAUUUACCCGCUGCCAAGUACAAGUCUUACUCCGCAUUCCCAGGGCCGCCCCGUGCGGGCCUGGGCCGUCCUUCUGCUGGAGACUUUCGGUGCCGAGCCACAGCGUGAAAAAGAAGGGGGCGAAAGACCCCACAGCAGCAUGUCUCUGAGUCCCGGGACGUGACCUCUCCGGAGCAGCGGUGAGCAGUGGACGCGUGUGGACGGAGAUGUGGGGGGCACGCCGGCCCUGGCAGAAGGCCAGUAAAAGGUCACAGACUGCUUCCUCCCGCUGAGACCUUCUGCUCCCGCGGGUCUGGCGUGGCAGUCCGGCCGCCGCCCUGAGGCUGCGGGUGGCUCCUGUGCUGACCCUUCCUGCCCCCGAGGGCCACGCCGGCGGCGUGGGGUGAGCCGGCAGACUAGAAGGGAUCAUCUUGGACUGUGACUCAUAGGUGCAUUCUUACUUCCUUUGGUGUCUCACAAACUAUCCAACUGUUGAAUAAAAUUAUAAAUAUGUUAAUACCAGCUUUUUCCAAUAAAAUAAGAAAUGUUACAUUGAAA
This is a messenger RNA of Condylura cristata (star-nosed mole), 3935 nucleotides long. It is a transcript of the gene PPP2R2C, whose product is annotated as protein phosphatase 2, regulatory subunit B, gamma. Lineage: Eukaryota; Metazoa; Chordata; Mammalia; Eulipotyphla; Talpidae. Gene Ontology annotation, biological process: peptidyl-serine dephosphorylation. The transcript is spliced from 7 exons. Gene Ontology annotation, cellular component: cytosol; protein phosphatase type 2A complex. Gene Ontology annotation, molecular function: protein binding; protein phosphatase regulator activity. The record is from RefSeq and is a predicted model, not a curated record.